Messenger RNA from Paramacrobiotus metropolitanus, 2551 nucleotides. Its product is annotated as lysophospholipid acyltransferase 7-like. Gene Ontology annotation, molecular function: lysophospholipid acyltransferase activity. Gene Ontology annotation, biological process: phosphatidylinositol biosynthetic process; lipid modification. NCBI's taxonomy places the organism in Eukaryota, Metazoa, Tardigrada, Eutardigrada, Parachela, Macrobiotidae. The coding region runs from base 914 to 2323 and encodes 469 amino acids. The record is from RefSeq and is a predicted model, not a curated record. Gene Ontology annotation, cellular component: membrane; mitochondria-associated endoplasmic reticulum membrane contact site. The transcript is spliced from 6 exons.
CCGCGUUCAAACCAUCACUUUCACAUCACCAUUUUCUAAUCAACACUAAUCUAUCAGCAGUUAUUAUUCACUAAUUAUAGAUCACCAUUCAUAACUCACCACUUCACGUAAUUUUAAUUUUGCGCGUUUUGUACGCCAUAGUCACUCCAUAGUUUUCCCAUUUUCUUGCCGUUGUGUUUCGACUCGCAUUUCACAAACACAACCAUCUUCGAACUGAUAAAAAGUGAUAAGUUGAUAACUGAUAAGGAUUGUGAUACAGCUGAGCGUACCGUACGCUUCGUCAGUACUCCUACUCGUGUCGUAGUGUAAGUACAGUACUUACUGUCGAUUUCACUAGUUCGGUUGCUGACGUACAAUCAUUGAUUUACUUAUCAGUUUUAUCUGCAGUCGAGCGCACUUCGCUGCAAAGUCUUUGCAUGUCCAGACUGCCUGUCAGUGUCAGUCGAUUUCGUGAAGUAAAUAGAGACCGUCUGAAUGUCGCCGUUGUUGUUAAGCGAGAUCAACCGUAAUUUGUUUAAAAUCCUGGGUUAACCGAACGUCGUCUGGGAAUCCGAUUCAGCCAGUUGUGGUACUGAAGUGGUUCCUGAAUCCUGGCCAGUGCCUUAACUAUUAGUCUUUAACACCCUGUGGGUGCAAUAAGUAAAAUUGCAUCUGAAUAAAAUUUGCGAGUAAAACUUUGCUCCUUGGGCCCUUGGCCCUUGAAUCUGGAAUCUUCGUUUGGGGUUUUCCUGGGAAGUAGGGAGUCAUCGUUGACUGCGCAUGACCAGCCCAUACAACUCAGGUUAACUCGACCGGCAGCCUGUUAAGUGUCAGAAGCAGAAAUCAGUGUGAUCUUAUCGGUAUUUCUGUGCAUACGUGGAUCCGGCAUUUUGGGAAGAGUUGAAGGCAGGCUGUGAAUUCAGCGCACAACCAAAUGGCGUCGAAAGACGAAUUGGGAUAUUUUGCCUUUCUGUUGUUCUCCGUCAUCUUUGGAUGGAUCGUGGGCCGUCUUCCGGCUGGUGCGCCAAGAUUAUGGCUCUCCAGCGGCAUCGGCCUCCUGGCGAUCCUGCUUUUUUGCGGCUCCAGCUGCUUGCACACGUUUUUCACCAUCGUGGUUAACGCGCUGAUAGUCACCAAAUUGCGGGAUUGUCAUAAAUGGUCCUUCGCAUUUUGUUUCGGGUAUCUUGCCUUCUUCCGCACCGCUGAGCACUUUGGUCUUCCCGAGACUACGGAGUUUUCCAAUGCAGUGCAGCUGAUCCUUACUCUGAAAGCUGUCGGUGUUGCCUUUGAAAUCAACGAUACUCAGCUGCGACGAAAAGGACUUUCGCCCUUCGCUUCGUCGUCGCCGAAUUUCUCUCCAACCAAUACUUACGCCAACGUUGAUCCAGGAUUUGUUAAUAUUAUUCAUUACUGCCUUUGUUUUAUGGGGAUCAUGACAGGCCCUUACUUUAAAUACAAAACAUUCGAUGACAUGAUCAACUCCGAUAUUUUGAACAAGAUGCCACGGGAAAAGUUGGCACUGCAGCGGAUGCGCAUUUUACCGUUUUAUUGUGGAUUGUUUUUGACGUUGUCCGCUGUCUUCAACAUUUCGACUCUUUAUGACGAAAUAUUUUAUGCGACCACGAAUGCACCGUACCGGUUCCUCGUUGUGAUGGCCCUGUUUGUGUGGUUCCGUAUGAAAUUCUAUAUUGCAUGGGUAUUGGCGGAAUCCGCUUGCAUAGCGGCUGGAUUGGGUAUUUAUCCCGCUAUUUGUAAGCCUAAACCAGGACACGGGCCAACAGAACCUGAAAAGAUACCAGUGGAAGUUGAUGAAGAAACCGAAUAUAGCUUCGAAACGAUAUACAAUAUCGAUGAGUAUGCCGUGGAAUUUGUUCCCACUGUUCGUGAGGCCUUAAAAUCCUGGAACAUGACUGUCCAGUACUGGUUAGCCUGGCAUGUAUACCGUCGUGUCCCGAUGAAAUCCAUCCGCACUGUGGUUGUCAUGUUUGUAUCAGCUUACUGGCAUGGUUUACACGGAGGCUACUAUCUCAGUCUGUUGACCGUUCCCUUGAUGCUCAUGGCUGAAAGCUGGAUAUCACGUUACGAUAGCUUUGGGGCCAAAUUUGCCAACUGGUUCCUACGGAUGCGGGCCUUUGAAUACAUGUCCGUUGGGUUUAUGUGCUUAACGGGAGCCAGAACAUGGCGGUACUGGAGCAGUUUAUAUUUUGCUGGACACAUUAUUGCCGUCGUUGUCUUCGUCGCCGGGCAGGUUUACCGCAAGAUGACCAGAGCCAAGCGGCAUGCGGCGGUUAAUAAUAAAGCGGUGAAUGUCGAGGGAGCGACGGGAAAAGCUCACUUUGAAUGAUUGGAUUAGGGUAAUCGUUACGUUGUUGUGUUUUGCUGAUUCGGCGUAGUUGUUGAAUAUCUAAUUUAAAUUGUUAGGGCUGUUUUCCAAGAUGCUGGUGAUGAAUAAGAUCUUGUGAUGGUGCAUGUGAAUGUCUGUGGCGGUUUUCUACACGCUGCCUUUCCUUGUCGGUGUGGGAUAAACCGGUGACAUUGUUUGGCGCAUGUAAUAAAUGGCUUGGGCAAAGAA